UUUAGUUAUUUUAAGUUAUUUAUAGUUUUAGGUGGCAUGACUGUGUAAUUUUAGUUUGAAUGACAUUUGUAAAUAAUUAUUUGACAGUUGUCAAAAAACUCAGAGUAAGAAAUAGCAUGUUCUUGAUUCUCUUUUUUAGAUGAAUUCAUACGGCUAUCUCUUACACGAAUAAGAAGUAUGAAACUACACUUAUAAAUCAAGAACUUAAGCUGACCAAGCCAAAAUAGUGAUAAAAAUAGAUUUUCAAACCGUUAUUUGUACAAAUUAAGGAUGAAUAUUACAUCAAUGAAAAUUUGUAUUGCUAUAGAAGCAAGCAGUACUGAUAGUAAGAAGAAUGUAUGUAAAUUUAAGUGGUUGCAGCCAACACAGUCACCUUUCUAUUAUGAAAUGCCUGCUGAAAAGCAACUUCAAGAUUAUCAUUCUGAACUAUUUCGUCUGAAAAAAGUAAAAAAUGUUUUAGCAUCCAUGAAAUCAAGAGGAUGCUUUAGAACAUGUACCAUUUUAUUAGAUGAUAAUUUGAAAGUGAUUUAUUUUGAUUCAGAUGGUGAUGUGGUUUAUCAAAAUGAGUACCUACAACAGACCUUAUUACCAGUGUAUGAGAAGAAAGAAGCGAUUGAACAAUCUCCACCAUUAGUCGAGUUGCUCCAGAAACUUGGUGAUACUAGUAUACCUAAAGUUGAAAAGAAAAAUUACAAAAAAAUAAAAGAUGAUUUCGUACUUCGAAAUUUUGAUGGUAAAAAUGUUCCAAUGAAUUCAUGGCUCAAGACCUUCGAAUCAGAAUGUUCGCGAUGUGAGGUGGAUGCUGAUAAAGACAAGAUUUUGAUUCUACGUCUGUUUCUUGAUGGAAUAGCAAAGGAAUGGUUUGAAUCAAAAAUAAUAACAUUAGGCUUAGAUAACAGUUUUGAGGUAUGGAAAGUUAAUUUUUUAGAUAGUUUUUGUCAAACAGGUUGGGAUAAUCAUAGAAAAGCUUAUUCUUUUAAGUAUGUAGGUGGUAGUCUUGUUGAUUAUGCAUUUCGCAAAGAAAAUUUAUUGCUAAAUAUCAAAAAUGAUUUUCCUAUUGAUAUAUUAAUCGAUUUAAUUGUGACAAAUUUGCCAAUUCAUAUACAAAAUAAUAUUAAUAGAGCUGAGGUUACAACAAUGGAAAAAUUGAUAGGUGAGUUACGAAAGUUGGAGAGUUCAGUUAUAAGCAAAAAAAAAAUCGGAGACAAACCCAAAUUUUGUACAAAUACCUACCAAAUUAAAUACAAUAAUACCAAAAGAAAAAAAUAGUUGUCAAUAUUGUGAUAAAAAAGGAUUCCCUGGGAGGUUUCAUCCAGAGGCAAUGUGUCGUUUAAAGCAAAAAGAUAGAAGGACAAUACAAGAAAACAAAUCAAAUGAUAUUCAAUAUGUUAAUAAUAUUGCUAUACAGGAGACAUUAAAUGAAACGGUAACCGACCAAAAAAACUGAAUUUGCUGCCAUUGAUCAAAUUAAAAGUAUUCCUAAAUAAUAGAGAAUUAUGUGGAAUCUAUGACCCAGGUUCAAAUGUUACUCUUCUGAAUUCGAAGGUAGCAGGUAAGUUGGGAUUAGUUAUUCAUGAAGAUAGGAAUAUGUUUAAAACGAUAAAUGGCAGAACAAAUUUUACAGGAAAACUAAUUGCAAAAAUGAAAAUUAAUAAAAUUGAGAAAAAUGUUAAUCUUUUUGUAAUUAAUGAUGAAUAUUUCGAGUAUGAUAUUCUACUUGGAUUGGAUUCUAUUUUGAAUUUUCAAAUGAAACAAGAUUUUGAUUUAGAAAUUUAUCAAA
Molecule: messenger RNA, 1780 nt
Organism: Diabrotica virgifera virgifera (western corn rootworm)
Lineage: Eukaryota; Metazoa; Arthropoda; Insecta; Coleoptera; Chrysomelidae
Exons: 2
Coding region: 271-1269 (332 amino acids)
Source: RefSeq, a predicted model, not a curated record